Messenger RNA from Closterium sp. Naga37s-1, 2343 nucleotides. NCBI's taxonomy places the organism in Eukaryota, Viridiplantae, Streptophyta, Zygnematophyceae, Desmidiales, Closteriaceae. The record is from the annotation of a GenBank genome assembly.
AUGGUGACGACUACUAUAACGGGUGAUGACUUCGAAAGGUGUGCUCUCUCGGGUAAGAAACCCGCCCUCGUCUUCUUUCGCCCUCCCGGGAGCUCCGAAUCGCUCGUUCCCCUCAUCACUGCUCUCUCCUCGAAAUUUCUGUUAAGGGCCUACUUUUACACGAUGGACGUCCAUCGGAGCAGCCACCUUAACGUUCCCACGUUUGAGAAGGAGGAUUUCCAGAACGCGCCGGUUGUGAAGAUCUACAGCGAUGGAAGCGUGGUUGAGACGUUCCGCAACGGAGGCAGAGGGCAUACCGUAGUGUUCUUUGCCAAGCUGGAGUGUUCAAUGAUUGGCAGGAUUGUGCAUUCCAGCGACAUGCGGCAUGCAUCUGUGCCACAUUCUCCCAUCCCCCUCCUCUCCCUCUCCCUCUCCCUCUCCCUUCCCUCUCCCUCUCCCUUCCCUCUUCCUCUCCCUCUCCCUCCCCCCCUUACCAGGAUCUGUGUGGCAUGCGUUGAUGUGGUGUGGCAUGCAUUAUGGUCGGUGUUGGAGCGGGGUGCUGGGGGGCAUCAGCUUCCAUGCGCAGAGAGGAAAGGGGAGAAAUGUGUGGAGGAUCAAAGAGCCCACGCGCACUCGCAACAGCCAACUCCCUCACUGACCCCAUCAAGUGGCCCGCCCGGCUGUUCACACUCGCCUCGCCUCCCCACGCAUUCUUCCUUCUUCCUUCCACGCCUUCCAUUCCCAUUAAUGCCCACCGCCCUCCCUUCCCAGAAACGGCUUCUAAUCACUGACCGUUCCAUCGAAUGCAACCCCUUCCAAGCCCGGUCCCUUCCCUUCCUUUCCCCUCCCUCCACGCCCAUCCUCUUCCCUUCCUUUCCCCUCCCUCCACGCCCAUCCUCUUCCCUUCCUUUCCCCUCCCUCCACGCCCAUCCUCUUCCCUUCCUUUCCCCUCCCUCCACGCCCAUCCUCUUCCCUUCCUUUCCCCUCCCUCCACGCCCAUCCUCUUCCCUUCCUUUCCCCUCCCUCCACGCCCAUCCUCUUCCCUUCCUUUCCCCUCCCUCCACGCCCGUUCCCUUCCGUUCCCUUCCCUUCUUCCCAAGUCCCCUCCCAACCCCCUCCAAUCGUUACAUUCACUUCCAUUCGCUUCCCUUGUUGACACUACCCAAACCAGGGCGACAACUCGUCAUGACGACCUUUCCCUUGCCUCCCCUGCCAUUCCCUCCCCUCCCCCGCCCCCUCCAAUCGUUACAUUCACUUCCAUUCGCUUCCCUUGUUGACACUACCCAAACCAGGGCGACAACUCGUCAUGACGACCUUUCCCUUGCCUCCCCUGCCAUUCCCUCCCCUCCCCCACCCCCUCCAAUCCGCCACUCCGCUGAUGCGAGCAUGGAAGAGGGAGGGUGGGGGAUACGCGUGCAUCAUGGUGCAAGAUUGGAAUCUAGCUUCCAAUCAUGCCUUCCCAUCUCCUCUCCUGUCGAUCCAUCCCCUUCCUGGCGCCCCAUCUUCCUAGCCUGCCUCCACAAGUCCCUUUCUUGCCUUUCGAUCUCCUGGUCCUGCCUCCGCAGUCGCCCCUUCCUGCUUUCCCAACUCCCCAUCCCUCCUCACUUCGUUUCCGCUUUAAACAGGACAGGACAGUGCCGGGCUCAGGCGAGCAAGGCAUCGUACAGGAAGCAGCAGCAGGCACAAAAGAAUGUCAAUCCUACCUUCCCCAUCUCCUUUCCUGUCACCCCAUCUCCCCAUCCCGCCUUCCCACCUCUUUCUCCUGUCGCCCCAUCUCCCCAUCUCCCCUUUCCGCCUUCCCACCUCCUCUCCUGUCGCCCCAUCUCCCCUUUCCGCCUUCCCACCUCCUCUCCUGUCGCCCCAUCUCCCCUUUCCGCCUUCCCACCUCCUCUCAUGUCGCCCCAUCUCCCCUUUCCGCCUUCCCACCUCAUCUCCUGUCGCCCCAUCUCCCCUUUCCGCCUUCCCACCUCCUCUCCUGUCGCCCCAUCUCCCCUUGCCGCCUUCCCAACUCCUCUCCUGUCGCCCCAUCUCCCCUUGCCAUCCUCUUCCCAUCCUGCCUCCACAUCUCCCUUGCCUCCCCAUCUCCCCAUCCUGCCUCCCCAUCUCCCCAUCCUGCCUCCCCAUCUCCCCAUCCUGCCUCCCCAUCUCCCCAUCCCGCCUCCCCGUCUCCCCAUCCUGCCUCCCCAUCUCCCCAUCCUGCCUCCCCAUCUCCCCAUCCUGCCUCCCCAUCUCCCCAUCCUGCCUCCUCGUCUCCCCAUCCUGCCUCCCCGUCUCCCCAUCCUGCCUCCCCAUCUCCCCAUCCUGCCUCCUCGUCUCCCCAUCCCGCCUCCCCAUCUCCCCAUCGUUGUCCGCCUCACGAACUGA